This is a messenger RNA of Lipotes vexillifer (Yangtze River dolphin), 2506 nucleotides long. RefSeq names its product receptor tyrosine kinase like orphan receptor 1 (gene ROR1). Bases 89 to 2338 code for a protein of 749 amino acids. The transcript has 6 exons. NCBI's taxonomy places the organism in Eukaryota, Metazoa, Chordata, Mammalia, Artiodactyla, Lipotidae. The record is from RefSeq and is a predicted model, not a curated record. Gene Ontology annotation, molecular function: Wnt-protein binding; transmembrane receptor protein tyrosine kinase activity; ATP binding. Gene Ontology annotation, biological process: protein phosphorylation; cell surface receptor protein tyrosine kinase signaling pathway; positive regulation of canonical NF-kappaB signal transduction. Gene Ontology annotation, cellular component: plasma membrane; signaling receptor complex.
UCCAGGAGAUGAGUACGAAGAAGAUGGAUUCUGUCAGCCAUACAGAGGGAUUGCGUGUGCAAGAUUUAUUGGCAACCGCACUGUCUAUAUGGAGUCUCUGCAUAUGCAAGGGGAAAUAGAAAAUCAGAUCACAGCUGCCUUCACCAUGAUCGGCACCUCCAGUCACUUGUCAGAUAAGUGUUCUCAGUUCGCCAUUCCUUCCCUGUGCCACUACGCCUUCCCAUACUGUGAUGAAACCUCAUCUGUCCCAAAGCCCAGGGACUUGUGUCGCGAUGAAUGUGAAAUCCUGGAAAAUGUCCUGUGUCAAACAGAAUACAUUUUUGCGAGAUCAAAUCCCAUGAUUCUGAUGAGGCUGAAACUGCCAAACUGUGAAGAUCUCCCCCAGCCAGAGAGCCCCGAAGCUGCAAAUUGUAUCCGGAUUGGAAUUCCCAUGGCGGAUCCUAUAAAUAAAAAUCACAAGUGCUAUAACAGCACAGGUGUGGACUACCGGGGAACCGUCAGUGUGACCAAGUCAGGGCGCCAGUGCCAGCCGUGGAAUUCCCAGUACCCACACACACACACCUUCACCGCCCUCCGCUUUCCAGAGCUGAACGGAGGGCACUCCUACUGCCGCAACCCAGGGAAUCAGAAGGAAGCUCCCUGGUGCUUCACCUUGGAUGAAAACUAUAAGUCUGACCUGUGCGACAUCCCAGCAUGUGAUUCGAAGGAUUCCAAGGAAAAGAAUAAAAUGGAAAUCCUGUACAUACUGGUGCCUAGCGUUGCCAUCCCCCUGGCCAUUGCUUUGCUCUUCUUCUUCAUCUGUGUCUGUCGCAAUAACCAGAAGUCAUCGUCGCCGCCCGUCCAGAGGCAGCCAAAACACGUCAGAGGUCAAAACGUGGAGAUGUCCAUGUUGAAUGCGUAUAAACCCAAGAGCAAGGCUAAAGAGCUGCCUCUUUCUGCUGUACGUUUUAUGGAAGAAUUGGGUGAAUGUGCCUUUGGAAAGAUCUAUAAGGGCCACCUCUAUCUCCCAGGCAUGGACCAUGCUCAGUUAGUUGCUAUAAAGACCUUGAAAGAUUAUAACAACCCCCAGCAAUGGACGGAAUUUCAACAGGAAGCCUCCCUGAUGGCCGAACUACACCACCCCAAUAUUGUCUGCCUUCUAGGGGCUGUCACUCAGGAACAACCUGUGUGUAUGCUUUUUGAGUAUAUGAAUCAGGGGGAUCUCCACGAGUUCCUCAUCAUGCGGUCCCCACAUUCAGAUGUUGGCUGUAGCAGUGAUGAAGAUGGGACUGUCAAAUCCAGCCUGGAUCAUGGAGAUUUUCUACACAUUGCCAUUCAGAUUGCAGCCGGCAUGGAAUACCUGUCUAGUCACUUCUUUGUCCAUAAGGACCUUGCAGCUCGCAAUAUUUUAAUCGGAGAGCAACUUCAUGUAAAGAUUUCAGACCUCGGGCUUUCCAGAGACAUAUACUCCGCUGAUUACUACAGGGUGCAGAGUAAGUCUUUGCUGCCCAUUCGCUGGAUGCCCCCUGAAGCCAUCAUGUAUGGCAAAUUCUCUUCUGAUUCAGAUAUCUGGUCUUUUGGGGUUGUCUUGUGGGAGAUAUUCAGUUUUGGACUCCAGCCAUAUUAUGGAUUUAGUAACCAGGAAGUGAUCGAAAUGGUGAGAAAACGACAGCUGUUACCAUGCUCCGAAGACUGCCCCCCCAGAAUGUACAGCCUCAUGACAGAGUGUUGGAAUGAGAUUCCUUCCAGGAGACCAAGAUUUAAAGAUAUUCACGUCCGGCUUCGGUCCUGGGAGGGACUCUCAAGUCAUACCAGCUCUACUACUCCUUCCGGCGGAAAUGCCACCACGCAGACAACCUCCCUUAGUGCCAGCCCAGUGAGUAAUCUCAGUAACCCCAGAUAUCCCAAUUACAUGUUCCCGAGCCAGGGUAUUACACCACAGGGCCAGAUUGCUGGUUUCAUCAGCCCACCAAUACCUCAGAACCAGCGAUUCAUCCCCAUCAAUGGAUACCCAAUACCUCCUGGAUAUGCAGCGUUUCCAGCUGCCCACUAUCAGCCAACAGGUCCUCCCAGAGUGAUUCAGCACUGCCCACCUCCCAAGAGUCGGUCCCCGAGCAGUGCCAGCGGGUCGACUAGUACUGGUCAUGUGACCAGCCUACCUUCAUCAGGAUCGAAUCAGGAAGCAAAUAUUCCCUUACUACCACACAUGUCGAUUCCGAAUCAUCCCGGUGGAAUGGGUAUCACCGUUUUUGGCAACAAGUCUCAAAAACCCUACAAAAUAGACUCAAAGCAACCAUCUUUGCUAGGAGACUCCAACAUUCAUGGACACACCGAAUCUAUGAUUUCUGCAGAACUGUAAAAUGCACAACUUUUGUAAAUGUGGUAUACAGGAAAAACUAGAAAGUCGUAGAAAAGAUUUAUAUUCAAAUGUUUUUAUUAAAGUAAGGUUCUCAUUUAGCAGACAUUGCAACAAGUAUCUUCUGUGAAGUUUAACUGUGUCUUACCAACCAGGGCAAACACCAGCCAG